AUGUCCUUCGAAAACACAAUCUCAUCCGCCGGAUACCUCAACUCCUCGACAUCUCAAAUCACUUCACGAUCGUUACCACAGCCCUUUGAUCCGAAUAUUGGGCCCAGCGACACGUACUAUUUGUGUAACCCAAUGGCAACUCGAGAACCUAGCGUGAGUCAUCAUAUUAAUUACAUUGAUGAAUUGAACCAAGAUCCAUUGGCGUGCAAUGACACCGACAACGGUCAUGUUGCGCAACUCAAACAGCAGCUCACCGAAUUACAGCAUGCUGUUAUGAGUCUACAAGCCGAUAGACUUCGGCUUAUCAACGAGAACGCUGGUCUCAAUACGACCUGCCAGACUUUACAGAAUAUGAUCAUUAAUAUGCGAGGUUCCGCAAGCUCCGUGUCCUCGACAUCUUCAUCAUCGCCCCCUUCCGACACCUCGAACACCAUCGCCGAUGAGAAACCUUCCCUAGUGGACAGGAUCGUUCCCACAGAAUCUGAUCAAGAACUUGAUCGGAAGGACUAUCCAUCUGUCAAAUCAUGGACGAGGAAGGAAUGGCAGGACCAGAAUCCAAAGACGACAUCAGCUGUGCCUGGAAGUUCUGGAAGCUCAUCUCGAGGAUCUGGGCGCAUGGCGCAAGGCGUUAAUGUCGCAUGCACAUACCUACAGGAUGAGCAAGGUGUAUCUGUCUCUGCUCAACGCGCCAAGACAAUCCGGAACCUCAUGCUAUCGAGCUUCCGGCAACUUGACACUCAAGGCCUCGCCCCAGAUUCUAUCGGCCAAGCAUCCCUGCAAGUCUUACACUGGCUGAUUCACACGCUACGGAAACAUUGUUUCGAAUUUCGUUUAUGUGCUGACAACUGGAAAGUCAUGAAACUCAUGACCGACAAUUACUCGCAGUGGUUCAACUACCACGUGAAGAAAAGAACCGGCAAGCGCAUCAAGGCUGAGCAUGGAGAGAGUAGUCCAGAUCUCUCAGAAGACGCCUUACCCUCAGUUCAGAAGCGCGGGGGUAAUUCUGAUCAAGAUCUCGAAUCCGAUCAUCCAAAGAAAUGCGCACGAACCGAUCAGCCUGUCAUUGAACCUAUCACCGAGAACGACGAAGCGAUACCUGAUAUACCACGACACCCCUCACCCGAGCGUGAAUUAACACCACCACCACGCGCCGACAAAGGAAAAGAUAAAGAAGUGACUACUAUUGAGAUCAAAAACCCGCUGUCUAAUGUUGUAUUGAAACCUAGGCCCAAGCCAGUCAACCGGAUAUCCCCUUCCAUUUCCAUCAACUCUCCGACUGCUUCGACUUCUGGAACCAGCCCAAUUCUUGCACCGCCAUCUACACCUUCGUGCACUGACGCAGCUUCACUAGCUGUAAAGGCCGAACUCAUCAACCAAUCAAGCACGACAAUCGAGAUGAAAGCGCACCCUAAUACGAUCAAGAAGCGCCAACCAAGCACGAAGCCUAUGCGCGUGAGCUCCAAGAUCACAGCACGGAAUCUUUGCGCCGUCGAAUGGCAAUCGAACGGCCAUCAAAAAGAACCAGCGAGCGUAUUUGCAACCUACUGGAACGGCCUAUCAAGCACCGACAAAGAGGUAUACAAGCGCAAAUUGGCUCUACAGGUUAAAUCAGCUGGAACUACUGAAGAGAGCGGCGCCGUUGAUGACGCGGACGAGGAGUAAUGGAUACGAGGCGGGAUGGGCGGGAUGGCGGGAUAGUGGGAUGGGCGGGAUGGCGGGCGAGCGCGGGCGCAGCGAUACCUUUUUUACACCUAACCAUAGCGAUACCCUUAGAUACUCAUUCAAUGGCAUUAGAUCUGUAUUCAUCCACCCAAAUUCAGCGCACAUUUACAUCUAAAAUUCAUCUAAGGCCAUCGAAAAUCCUAUCUACGCAGUAAAAUU
Suillus clintonianus is the source of this 1881-nucleotide messenger RNA. RefSeq lists its product as uncharacterized. The transcript has 9 exons. Bases 1 to 1662 code for a protein of 553 amino acids. The record is from RefSeq and is a predicted model, not a curated record. Lineage: Eukaryota; Fungi; Basidiomycota; Agaricomycetes; Boletales; Suillaceae.